AUGGAGGAUGGUGAAACCAUUACCGAUAUGCAAAAUCGAUUUUCUCAUCUAAUCAAUCAGUUAAAUGCUCUUGGUAGAACUACCCCUAAUGAUGUUGCUACUAAUAAAAUCUUAAGAUAUCUUAACAGGAAUUGGCUACCAAAGGUCACCGCGAUUAAGGAAGCCAAUGAUCUAAGAACAUCGGACAUGGCAACAUUGUUUGGCAAACUUCAAGAGCAUGAGCAAGAGCUCAUGAGCCUUGAUAAAAAUAAGAAGAGUCUAAAGAAGGAAAAGAAGGAAAAGAAGGAGAAAGUUAAGGACACCGAAAGAAAGUUUAUCGCUUUAAAAACUUCAAGAUAUAAUUCAUCCACCAAUGAUGCGUGUGAGAGUGGAUCAAGUGAUGACGGUAAAGAUUUGAAUGCAGACAUGAGGCUAUUUGUAAGGAGAAAGGUCGGUCAUUAUAAGACGGAUUGUCCCUUGCUGAAGAAAUACAAAGGAAAAGACAAACAUCACAAUAAAUAUAGCAAAGUUAGAAGAGCAUACAUUGCAUGGGAGAGUGAUAGUGAGUCCUCAAGCAAUGAUAAAUCAAGUGAUGAAGAAGAAAACACCAAUCUUUGUCUUACAGUUCAUCGAAAGAAGAAAAAGAAUGUAAGUCAUUCUAAAUAUGAUCAUGUUGAUAAAAUGUAUUAUUGUGAUUUGAAAAAUGCCUUUAGUACUCUACACAAUGAGGCCAAGGAAGCUUUCAAACGCCUAGCCUCAAAUAAUAAAAUUUUCUGCAAUUUAGAAAAGAAGAUUUCUGAUUCCGAAAAGGAAUUAGAAACCCUCAAAAAAUCAAUGAUAGAGGUUACUAAAGGCAAAACUGAAGAUGAUAAGGGAUUUUGGUUUGGAUGGUCCAGAUGUGAAACCUGUCACAUUUGGCAAAGAGAGGUUAGAACUCUUCGAGCCAAAUUAGACAAGGCUUUACAACCUAAAGUUGCCUUUGCUAUUGAUAUAUCACAUUUUAGAAGUGACAUGAAUAAUCCUUAUCAAAAAUACACUUAUGUGGUGGAAUGUCUUGAGGAUACAGAGAGAACAUGGAUUCUCGAUAGUGGAUGCUAA
This is a messenger RNA of Lathyrus oleraceus (garden pea), 1077 nucleotides long. RefSeq lists its product as uncharacterized. The record is from RefSeq and is a predicted model, not a curated record. Bases 1 to 1077 code for a protein of 358 amino acids. The transcript is spliced from 3 exons. Lineage: Eukaryota; Viridiplantae; Streptophyta; Magnoliopsida; Fabales; Fabaceae.